AUGGUUGUCGGCGUCAUCGGUGUUGCAGCAGGCGCCGUGGCCAUUCCGCUAGCUGCAGUGGGAGCAGCGACGUCUGUAGCAAGUAUAGCCCAGGGCGCAGGGAAUCAACAAAGAGCUGCGGAGAACAACAACAACAACAACAGUGCACCAAAGGAGGCGGAUAAGGAUGAUCCACGCUUAGCCAAGUUUACACUGUAUGCACACUGCAGCGAAGAUGCGCCGUUGAAAGAGUUUGUAGAGGACAAACAGGUAGUAUUGAGGGAUCACAAGCUAUACCUUGCUGACCCUGAUCAGGAGAAGCGAGAGGAGGGGGGACACGGGUUCGCCGGGUUCUUUAUCCAGUACCCAUGGAAUAGCAAACCGAUGGGACUCGUGAGCACAAUCCAGCCAGACCCACCCGAGCUCAACUGGAUAUACGUUGAUAAAGAUACGCUUAUCGUCACGUAUGGUGGCAAGACACAGAGUCUGCCGCACAUCGUUGGGCCGUGGGAUUGGACAGACGACCAGGAGAGGAUGACGUUCGAGGGCUGGGAAGGAUUUGUAGCACUGGAGGAAAGCGAGGGAAUAUGGGUGCUGUGUUAUGACCAGGACGAAGAUUUGCUGGCUGGUGUGAAGAGUGGCAGGCGGAUCCAAGAAUGCACGUUGACAAGGAAGGUUUUGAAUCCUGUAAAAUAA
Molecule: messenger RNA, 675 nt
Organism: Guyanagaster necrorhizus
Lineage: Eukaryota; Fungi; Basidiomycota; Agaricomycetes; Agaricales; Physalacriaceae
Exons: 2
Coding region: 1-675 (224 amino acids)
Source: RefSeq, a predicted model, not a curated record